Molecule: messenger RNA, 1967 nt
Organism: Dromiciops gliroides (monito del monte)
Lineage: Eukaryota; Metazoa; Chordata; Mammalia; Microbiotheria; Microbiotheriidae
Gene: SMIM1
Product: small integral membrane protein 1 (Vel blood group)
Exons: 3
Coding region: 351-581 (76 amino acids)
Source: RefSeq, a predicted model, not a curated record
GUCAGAGGGACAGCCCCCAUCUCCUCCCCCCUCCCUCCUCGCACUCCUCCCUCUCCUCCUCAGCCUCCUAGGCUUCCACCCCACGCAGAACAGUCCAGCGAGCUGCAUUAGUGGCCUUGCCCCCCGGCAACUCCUGCCAAAGGCCAGAGAGAAACAGAAGUCUUUCAUCCAAGACACAUCUUCGCCCAGAGCUGGGGGACAGGUAGGGAGCUGCAGGUGAGAGAGAGGGAGGGCAGCACCUCUUCACCCAACACCUUCUCCCAAGACUGAGAAGAACAAGCUUCCAUUGGGGGACUUCAUCUACCAGAGCAGCUCCUUGCCCUGCACUUGGAACUUAAGGUCACCUCAAAAUGAUGGAACCCCAGGAGAGCGGUGUCCAGUACAGCAGGUGGAGCAACAGCCAGGAUGAGGUCAGCAUGAACAUGCAGGCCUCUGAGAGCUCCGGCUGUGAGCGGAUCUACACCAAACUAUGCACCGGGAAGCUGGGCAUCGCCAUGAAGGUGGCAGGCGGGAUCAUUGUAUUCUGGAUCAUCUUCAUCAUCGGCUACAUCACCGGCUACUAUGUCCACAAGUGCAAGUAGCGCUUGUCUGAAUCUGCUGGACACCUUUCCAGGAGCCCUCCACCUACCCAGAGACCUCUUACUUUCCUGCUCAGACCACCGGGCCAGGGCCCUGGGGCACACACACCUAUAGAUAUAGAUACACACGCACACAUACACACACACACACACACACACACACACACAGAGGCAGGGACAGUCUUUUUCUUUUUUCAGGGAGAGAGCCACAUACCUGGACUGACAGACACUCGGGCACUGUACAGAAGAGACAUAGACACAGAAAAAGACAUACACUAAUGCACAUACUUCUCCCCUGCCCCAGGAUAGAAUUCCAGAUGAAGCUGUCCACAUCCCAGCCUUCCCCUGCCACAUUCCACCCACAGGGAGAGUUACUGAAGCCCAGGACUGCAUCUCUCUCCCACCCAGCCCCUCCUUGGUUGCCCUGAUCAGAUGACCUCUCCUGGAUCUGUGGCUUGACAGCCAAAGGUCCGAGAAAGGUGGGAGAGGCCAGGGCCCAGUUCACUCAUCACUGCAGCUUCUAGGGUUCCAUUUCCACCCAUCCCUGCUCCAGUCACAGGUGGUGGGGGUAAAAUCUACCUCCCGUAGGCUGUGGCCUCUCCUCCCCACUCCCUGCCCUGCCCUGCCCCUGGCCAUGAACUCUGAUUUCAACAGAAGUUUGUUGAGGGAGAGAAAGGCAGUGGCCCACUUAUUUCCAGCAAAAUUUUUUUAAAAGAAGCAUCAUGUAUGGGAAAGAGGUACUUGACUAAAAUCCUGACAUUUAUGUUGUGUAAGCAUGGGAAAGUUGGGAAAGUCACCAUCUCUGGGCUCAGUUCCCUCAACUCUAAAAUGAGACCAGAUUUUGAAAGGUCUCUAAAUCCGUGCUUCUAUGACAAUGGUUCAACAUGGAAUCCUAGCAAAGCCCAAAAUUUCCCAUGGUCCCUGUGGGUCAGCAGGGAAAUUCAUAGCCUUAACCCCCAGGGCCCAGGGUCUUCCCCAGACUCACAGGCCCACAGCUGUGUCCCCUUUAUGUGUGUGAGGGGGGGUCUCAGACCUUCAGCUCUGGAGCUACUCUCAGAGGUAUCCCCUUUAAAGUUAGUCCUUUGCCCCCUCCCCUGGGUUUGCCCUCAAUUGCUGCAAUAAGUCCUAGGGAAUUAUAUCCCCUGGCCUACCCUGAAGGAAGAAAGCCCCAGUGAAUCUGCAUUGGGGCCCUGAUAUUUUCCAAUGACUCCUGGACACAGGUGCCACAAAGACUCUUAGAGUCAGGAGAAAGCAGCCUUCCCUCCUGAUCCGUGACCUCGCCAAAGGGGCAGAGGCUGAGCCAUGAAGGACUGGGGUGUUCUGGGGGUUGAGCCCCAGCCUCUAUGCCCCACCCCCCUUCUCGUGCCUUUCCAGAGAGGCAGAAUAAUA